Molecule: messenger RNA, 1146 nt
Organism: Bacillus rossius redtenbacheri
Lineage: Eukaryota; Metazoa; Arthropoda; Insecta; Phasmatodea; Bacillidae
Product: caldesmon-like
Exons: 9
Coding region: 1-1146 (381 amino acids)
Source: RefSeq, a predicted model, not a curated record
AUGUCUGACGAAAUGUUCGGGACGAAAAGACAGAUGGAACCCGUCAUCCACCGAGCGAGCGAGUCAGUUCCUCAGAGUCGAGCUCCUGAAGCGUCUCGCAGCGAGCGAGCGAGUCAGUUCCUCAGAGUCGAGCUCCUGAAGAGCCGUCUCGCAGCGAGCGAGCGACGAGCGAGCGAGUCAGUUCCUCAGAGUCGAGCUCCUGAAGAGCCGUCCCGCAGCGAGCGAGCGAGUCAGUUCCUCAGAGUCGAGCUCCUGAAGAGCCGUCUCGCAGCGAGCGAGCGACGAGCGAGCGAGUCAGUUCCUCAGAGUCGAGCUCCUGAAGAGCCGUCUCGCAGCGAGCGAGCGAGUCAGUUCCUCAGAGUCGAGCUCCUGAAGAGCCGUCCCGCAGCGAGCGAGCGACGAGCGAGCGAGUCAGUUCCUCAGAGUCGAGCUCCUGAAGAGCCGUCUCGCAGCGAGCGAGCGAGUCAGUUCCUCAGAGUCGAGCUCAUGAAGAGCCGUCUCGCAGCAAGCGAGCGACGAGCGAGCGAGUCAGUUCCUCAGAGUCGAGCUCCUGAAGCGUCUCGCAGCAAGCGAGCGAGUCAGUUCCUCAGAGUCGAGCUCCUGAAGAGCCGUCUCGCAGCAAGCGAGCGAGACAGUUCCUCAGAGUCGAGCUCCUAUAGCGUCUCGCAGCAAGCGAGCGAGUCAGUUCCUCAGAGUCGAGCUCAUGAAGAGCCGUCUCGCAGCAAGCGAGCGAGACAGUUCCUCAGAGUCGAGCUCCUGAAGAGCCGUCUCGCAGCAAGCGAGCGACAAGCGAGCGAGACAGUUCCUCAGAGUCGAGCUCCUGAAGAGCCGUCUCGCAGCGAGCGAGCGAGUCAGUUCCUCAGAGUCGAGCUCAUGAAGAGCCGUCUCGCAGCGAGCGAGCGACAAGCGAGCGAGUCAGUUCCUCAGAGUCGAGCUCCUGAAGAGCCGUCUCGCAGCAAGCGAGCGAGUCAGUUCCUCAGAGUCGAGCUCCUGAAGAGCCGUCUCGCAGCAAGCGAGCGAGCUUCCCGUGCCACGAGGGUGGAGGCAGGCAGCCACGGAGCGAAGUGGCGCGCAGACAGCCCGCGGCGGGGCUCUGUGGGCUCAAGGUUGCGAGCGCCGCCGCAGAGCAGCGCUGCGGGCGCCUGA